Molecule: messenger RNA, 1536 nt
Organism: Stylonychia lemnae
Lineage: Eukaryota; Ciliophora; Spirotrichea; Sporadotrichida; Oxytrichidae
Source: the annotation of a GenBank genome assembly
AUGGCCUAUCGAUUAUUCCUAGCAUUAUUUAUGACAAAUAAUUUGCUUCAUCCAGAUGAGUAUUGGUAAGCAAUUGAGGUCGCUUAUAAUUAUGUUUAUGGAGGGGUAUAGCUAUCUUGGGAAUGGUAACCAACUUAUAGAAUGAGAAAUACUCUCUAUCCUUUCUAUCUGAUUAUUCCUCUUCAGAUUCUUAAAACACUUGGACUUGAUUAUGGUAUUGCUGUAAGAUGCUGCCCUUAUAUUGCUCAUUGCAUACUAGUUAUCAUAAGUGAUUGGUAUCUAUGGAAAGUUGGAAUCAAAAUUUUUGGGAAAAAUACUGCCAGAAUCACAUUGAUUUUCUAUCUCUUUAAUCGUGUUUACAAUGAAAUUUUAAUUCGAUGCUUUGGUAACAGCAUUGAGAGUAUAGCAAACAUCAUAGCUUUUAAUUACUAUCUAAAUUAGAAAGAUAAAUUUGAUGGAAACACUAUGAAAAUGACAGCACUUAUUUCAAUUUCAUUUAUGAUUAGAAAUACUUCCCCAGUAGGUUGGAUCCCUCUUUUAUUACUUAAGAUUCUUUAUGAAAAAUCACUAUUACCUUUUAUCAAAGCUGGGUUUGUAAUUGCUAUUCCAGUAAUUUUAUUCAGCAUAUUACUUGAUUCAAUAUAUUUUGGAGAAUUUACUGUGACAUCUUACAAUUUUCUGAGAGCUAAUAUAUUAGAAGGCUUAAGUAAAUACUUUGGAACUGAUGAAUUUCAUAUGUAUAUUAUAGCAUUCAUACCAUUUUACUUCACAUCAGCAGUUCCUGCAUUUUAUGUUGGAUUAGUAAGUUACACCAGAGAUUAUAGAAGCAAGAGACUAAUUCCCUAUUUAUUUUACAUGAUUGUUUUUUAUGUAUUGAUAUUUUCAAUGAUACCUCACAAAGAGUAUAGAUUUAUGCAACCAAUAAUUCCAUUUUGCUUCUUGAUAAUUGGUUAUUUUUACAAUGGUUGCAUGAAAAAAUAUGGUAAAAUUGUCAGAAUUAUGAUAUAUUUGUAUAUAAUUGAGUAGGCUUUAGUUUCCUACAUAAUUACAAAAUUUCAUUUUUCAUAAUGGAAGGUAAUGAAGUAUUUAGCCGAUGAGGCUCUAGCUCCUCAUUCUAUCUACUCAAUGUAAAAUGUAGAUUUACCUUAUUACACCUGGUCUCAUAGGAAGCAUUAUGGUGAGUUCGGUAAAAAUAGAACGAGACUGACUCUUUUCAAAAAGGAUCCCCCAUUUUAAUUGAUUAAAGAUGGACUUCCAUUCCCUAUCAUUCAUGAUCAUGAUUACAAUGGAUGCUUGAAUAUGCUAGAUUAAAUAUCAUAGGAGAUUAUUAGACCUGAAUAUGUAAUUGCCUUCAAAUUUGAAACUGGCGGGCAUUUUUAUUGCUUUGAAGCAUGCAUCAAGAAAUUCGAGAGUUUAGGAUUUUAUGAAAAAAUAAAGGAAUUUGAUGCUCAUUUGGUAGGAUAUCGAUUUCGAUUUGGCUAUUACUAUAAGACCAGAAUACUUUACAAAUUAAAGGAUAUAUAUCAGCCUUUUUGA